AUGAUGUCGUCGACAAAUAGCUCCUCUCCAUCCAACAUUGAAAUCAAAUAUACGAAAAUUUUCAUCAAUAAUGAAUGGCACAAAGCAGAAAGUGGAAAAACAUUUUCAGUGAUUAAUCCAAGUACAGGUGAAGAGAUUUGUCAAGUAGAAGAAGCCAAUCGAGUCGAUGUUGAUAAAGCAGUUGAAGCUGCGCGAAAAGCAUUUGAGAUCGAUUCACCGUGGCGCAAAUUGGAACCGUCUGCACGUGGAAGUUUGAUGCGUCAAUUUGCAUCCUUUCUCCGACGAGAUAUUGAUUAUUUAUCCAAAUUAGAAACAUUGAAUAACGGUAAACCAGUUGAAGAGAGCAUCGCUGAUAUCAAUGUAUCAGCUGAUUGUAUCGAUUACUAUGCUGGAUGGGUGGAUAAAAUAGUAGGCGAAACAAUUCCGUUUAGUCACGACUCGUUUGUUUAUACACGACAUGAACCCGUCGGUAUAUGUGGACAAAUUAUUCCAUGGAAUUAUCCAAUUAUGAUGUUGGCUUGGAAAUUAGGUCCUGCAUUGGCAUGUGGUAAUGUGGUUAUUCUGAAACCAGCCGAACAAACACCGCUGACUGCGCUUUAUUGUGCUGCUUUGAUCAAAGAAGCUGGAUUUCCACCAGGAGUUGUGAAUAUUUUACCAGGUGAUGGACCGGAGUGUGGCAACGCGAUCGCCAUUCAUGAGCAUAUUGAUAAGAUCGCAUUCACUGGAUCAGUCGAGAUUGGUAAAAAAAUUCAAAUUGCUGCAGCUCAAUCAAACCUCAAGCGUGUAUCUCUUGAACUUGGUGGUAAAUCUCCAUUGAUCAUCUGUGAAGAUGUCGAUCUUGAUUUUGCUGUUAAUAUCGCUCAUCGAGCAAUCUUCAAUAAUGCUGCACAGAAUUGUACAGCGGGUACACGUACAUUCGUUCAUGCGAAGAUCUAUGAUGAAUUUAUCGCACGAAGUGUGGCACUAACUAAAAAACGUGUAAUUGGCGAUCCAUUUGAUUCCAAUACAAAACAAGGUCCACAGAUCAAUGAAAGUCAAUUCAACAAGAUUUUGGAUUACAUCGAAUCUGGAAAGAAGGAUGGAGCUAAAUUAGAAUGCGGCGGAACACGCGUUGGCACUAAAGGUUACUUUAUACAACCAACAAUUUUCAGUGAUGUGGAAGAUCAAAUGCAAAUUGCUCGCGAAGAAAUUUUUGGUCCAGUAAUGUCGAUCUUGAAAUUCGAUGAUUACGAUGAAGUACUCACACGUGCAAAUGAUACAUCGUUUGGAUUAGGUGCUGGCGUGAUUACUAAAGAUCUAACACGUGCUUUGUCAUUUGCACAACGACUACAAUCAGGUUCAGUCUGGAUUAAUGACUACGAUGUUAUUUGCAAUCAAGCACCAUUCGGUGGUUUUAAACAAUCGGGCCACGGACGAGAACUAGGCCGAUAUGGGCUAGAACAAUACUACGAAGUGAAAACGGUAGUGAUCAAACUGGUUUGA
Messenger RNA from Adineta ricciae, 1482 nucleotides. The record is from the annotation of a GenBank genome assembly. NCBI's taxonomy places the organism in Eukaryota, Metazoa, Rotifera, Eurotatoria, Adinetida, Adinetidae.